AUGGAUUUGGAUCAGUUGGACCUGAAUCCCAGAAUUAUUGCUGCAGUUAAGAAAGCCAAACUGAAAUCAGUGAAGGAGGUUUUGCAUUUUUCUGGACCAGACUUGCAGAGACUGACCCGCCUCCCCAGCCUCGACGUGCAGCACCUGCUGAGAACAGCCUCCUCACACCUGCAGGGGACACGCGUCUGCACAGCGCUGCAUCUGCACCAGCAGAAGCAGAGGUUCCCCACGCAGCACCAGCGCCUGAGCCUGGGCUGCCCCGUACUCGACGGGCUUCUCCGCGGCGGCCUGCCCCUGGACGGCCUCACCGAGCUGGCCGGCCCCAGCUCCGCCGGCAAGACCCAGCUGGCGCUGCAGCUCUGCCUGACCGUGCAGUUCCCGCGGCAACACGGAGGCCUGGAGGCCGGGGCCGUGUACAUCUGCACGGAAGAUGUCUUCCCCAGCGUGCGUCUGCAGCAGCUCAUGGCUCAGCAGCGGCGCCUGCGGACAGACGUGCCGGGAGACGUGGUGGAAAGAAUAAAAUUUGGCAACCAGAUCUUCAUUGAGCACGUGGCCGACGUGGACACCCUCCUGGAGUGUGUGAGGAAGAAGGUGCCCGUGCUGCUGUCUCGGGGGGUGGCCCGUUUGGUGGUCAUUGACUCCGUGGCCGCCCCAUUCCGCUGUGAGUUUGAUGGCACGGCCUCGGUCCCCAGGGCCAGGCGUCUGCAGGCACUGGGGGCCACCCUGCGCCGGCUGAGCUGCACCUUCCAGAGCCCGGUGCUGUGCAUCAACCAGGUGACAGAGGCCACAGAGGAUCAGGGCACAGCACCUGGGCCACAGGGUGUCUGGGACGAGCGGGUUUCUCCAGCUCUCGGAAUGACCUGGUCCAACCAGCUCUUAAUGAGACUGAUGGUCAGCCGGCGCCACCCCGACCGUACCCUGAGGGUGGUCUUCGCCCCUCACCUGCCCCCCUCGUCCUGUUGCUACACAGUCAACGCAGAGGGAGUGCGAGGGACUCCUGGGACCACGUCCUGCUGA
Molecule: messenger RNA, 1017 nt
Organism: Odobenus rosmarus divergens (Pacific walrus)
Lineage: Eukaryota; Metazoa; Chordata; Mammalia; Carnivora; Odobenidae
Gene: XRCC3
Product: X-ray repair complementing defective repair in Chinese hamster cells 3
Exons: 7
Coding region: 1-1017 (338 amino acids)
Biological process (GO): telomere maintenance via recombination; t-circle formation; double-strand break repair via synthesis-dependent strand annealing
Cellular component (GO): Rad51C-XRCC3 complex; replication fork
Molecular function (GO): four-way junction DNA binding; ATP binding; ATP-dependent DNA damage sensor activity
Source: RefSeq, a predicted model, not a curated record